AAUGAAGCCCUGGCUGUUGACCCUCAAAACUGCAUCUUAUACAGCAAUAGAUCUGCAGCCUACAUGAAAAUCCAGCAGUAUGACAAGGCACUGGAUGAUGCCAUCAAAGCCCGACUUCUCAAUCCCAAAUGGCCAAAGUGAUUUGUGGACUGAAGAGCUAGCAGCAAAGUUUGGACUGUAUGCAUUUAUUUGAACUUAAUAUAUUAUGGCAUACUUCCGACAGGGUGUUGCCCUCCAGUACCUCGGACGUCAUGCCGAUGCCCUGGCUGCAUUUGCAUCUGGGCUGGCUCAGGACCCCAAGAGUCUCCAGCUUCUGGUGGGCAUGGUGGAAGCCGCUAUGAAAUCUCCCAUGAGAGAUUCCCUGGAACCUACUUACCAGCAGCUUCAGAAAAUGAAACUGGACAAGAGUCCCUUCGUGGUUGUAUCUGUGGUUGGGCAGGAACUCCUGACGGCCGGCCAUCAUGGGGCCUCUGUGGUUGUCUUAGAAGCUGCUCUGAAGAUUGGCACCUGCAGCCUCAAACUGAGAGGUUCCGUUUUCUCUGCCCUGAGCAGUGCUUACUGGUCUCUUGGGAACACAGAGAAGAGCACUGGAUACAUGCAACAGGACUUGGAUGUAGCCAAGACCUUAGGUGACCAGACAGGGGAAUGCCGAGCUCAUGGGAAUCUAGGCUCUGCAUUCUUCUCCAAAGGAAAUUACCGGGAGGCUCUUACUAACCACAGGCAUCAGUUGGUGCUCGCCAUGAAACUCAAGGAUCGAGAGGCAGCUUCGUCAGCCCUGAGCAGUCUGGGCCACGUGUAUACGGCCAUUGGAGAUUACCCCAACGCACUGGCCAGUCACAAGCAGUGUGUUCUCCUCGCCAAACAAUCCAAAGAUGAACUUUCGGAAGCCCGAGAACUCGGCAACAUGGGAGCCGUGUAUAUUGCCAUGGGUGACUUUGAGAAUGCUGUGCAGUGCCACGAGCAGCACCUGAAGAUAGCUAAGGACCUGGGCAACAAGCGAGAAGAGGCCCGGGCCUACAGCAACCUGGGCAGUGCCUAUCACUACCGGAGGAACUUUGACAAGGCCAUGUCUUACCACAACUAUGUGCUGGAGCUAGCCAAGGAGUUGAUGGAGAAGGCCAUUGAAAUGCGGGCCUACGCUGGCCUGGGCCAUGCAGCCAGGUGCAUGCAGGAUUUGGAGAGAGCGAAACAGUACCAUGAGCAGCAGCUGGGCAUUGCUGAGAAUCUCAAGGACCGGGCUGCCGAGGGGCGAGCAUCCUCCAACCUGGGAAUAAUCCACCAGAUGAAGGGUGAUUAUGACACUGCACUGAAGCUGCACAAGACCCACCUGUGCAUCGCCCAGGAGCUGAGUGAUUACGCUGCCCAGGGCCGAGCCUAUGGGAACAUGGGCAAUGCCUACAACGCUCUGGGCUUGUAUGACCAGGCAGUCAAGUACCACCGGCAGGAGCUGCAGAUCUCCAUGGAAGUGAACGACCGCGCCUCGCAGGCCUCCACACACGGCAACCUUGCUGUGGCCUACCAGGCCCUGGGUGCCCACGACCGGGCCCUGCAGCACUACCAGAACCACCUGAACAUCGCCCGCGAGCUGCGGGACAUCCAGAGCGAGGCCCGGGCCCUCAGCAACCUAGGCAACUUCCACUGUUCUCGGGGAGAGUAUGUCCAGGCCGCCCCCUAUUAUGAACAGUACCUCCGGCUUGCUCCCGACCUCCAGGACAUGGAAGGAGAAGGGAAGGUCUGCCACAAUCUCGGCUAUGCCCACUACUGCCUUGGGAACUACCAGGAGGCAGUGAAAUACUAUGAGCAGGAUCUGGCACUGGCCAAAGACCUUCACGACAAAUUGAGCCAAGCAAAAGCCUACUGCAACUUGGGCCUAGCGUUCAAGGCUCUGCUGAAUUUCAGCAAAGCUGAGGAGUGUCAGAAAUACCUACUGUCCCUAGCCCAAUCCCUGAAUAAUUCCCAGGCAAAAUUUCGAGCCCUAGGGAACCUGGGUGAUAUAUUCAUCUGUAAAAAAGAUAUCAAUGGUGCAAUAAAAUUCUAUGAGCAGCAGCUGGGCUUAGCUCACCACGUGAAGGACAGGAGACUAGAGGCCAGUGCAUAUGCAGCCCUGGGCACUGCAUACCGAAUGGUCCAGAAAUAUGACAAGGCCUUGGGCUAUCACACACAAGAACUGGAGGUCUAUCAGGAGCUGAGUGACUUGCCGGGGGAGUGCAGAGCUCAUGGGCACCUGGCUGCUGUCUACAUGGCCCUGGGGAAGUACACAAUGGCCUUUAAGUGUUAUGAAGAACAGCUGGAUCUAGGGCAGAAGUUGAAGGAUCCAAGUCUAGAAGCCCAGGUCUAUGGUAACAUGGGCAUCACAAAGAUGAACAUGAAUGUGAUGGAAGAAGCCAUCGGCUACUUCGAGCAGCAGUUGGCCAUGCUGCAACAGCUCAGUGGAAAUGAGUCUGUGCUGGACAGGGGCCGGGCCUACGGCAACCUGGGGGAUUGCUAUGAGGCCCUGGGGGACUACGAGGAAGCUAUCAAAUACUAUGAACAAUAUUUAUCUGUUGCCCAGAGCCUGAAUCGCAUGCAAGAUCAAGCCAAGGCUUACCGGGGCCUAGGAAAUGGACACAGGGCGAUGGGGAGCUUGCAGCAAGCCCUUGUGUGCUUUGAAAAGAGGCUUGUGGUUGCCCAUGAGCUUGGGGAGGCCUUCAAUAAAGCCCAGGCCUACGGAGAGCUGGGCAGUCUGCACAGCCAAUUAGGGAAUUACGAACAAGCCAUUUCCUGCCUGGAACGCCAGCUGAACAUUGCCAGAGAGAUGAAAGACCGAGCCCUGGAGAGUGAUGCGGCCUGUGGCCUGGGGGGCGUUUACCAGCAGAUGGGGGAGUAUGACUCAGCCCUCCAGUACCACCAGCUUGACCUGCAGAUAGCAGAGGAAACCAACAACCCCACAUGCCAGGGCCGAGCCUAUGGGAACCUGGGCCUGACGUAUGAAUCGCUGGGGACCUUUGAGAGGGCUGUGGUCUAUCAAGAGCAGCACCUGAGCAUCGCUGCCCAAAUGAAUGACUUGGUGGCUAAGACGGUAUCAUACAGCAGCCUUGGGAGGACCCAUCAUGCCUUGCAGAACUAUUCACAGGCAGUCAUGUACUUACAGGAAGGUCUAAGGCUAGCUGAGCAACUGGGCCGAAGAGAAGAUGAGGCCAAAAUCCGCCAUGGGCUUGGCCUCUCUCUUUGGGCUAGUGGAAAUCUGGAGGAGGCCCAGCAUCAGCUCUACAGGGCAUCGGCCUUGUUUGAAACAAUCCGGCACGAGGCGCAGCUGAGCACAGACUACAAACUCUCCCUCUUCGACCUGCAGACAUCCUCCUACCAGGCCUUGCAGCGGGUGCUGGUCAGCCUUGGCCAUCACGAUGAAGCCCUGGCCGUGGCAGAGAGAGGAAGGACAAGGGCAUUUGCUGACCUUCUGGUGGAGCGACAAACAGGACAACAGGACUCUGACCCCUACUCCCCGGUCACCAUUGAUCAAAUCUUAGAGAUGGUUAAUGGCCAGAGGGGCCUAGUGCUGUACUACUCCCUGGCCGCAGGCUACCUGUACAGCUGGCUGCUUGCUCCUGGGGCAGGAAUUCUCAAGUUUCAUGAGCACUAUCUGGGUGAUAACACGGUGGAAAACUCCAGUGACUUCCAGGUCGGCAGCAGUGCAAUCCUUCCUGCAGCAACCAGCUCAGCCCUGGAGCAGCACAUCGCCAGUGUCCGGGAGGCCCUGGGGGUGGAGUCUUACUACUCCAGGGCCUGUGCCAGUAGCGAGACAGAGAGUGAGGCCGGUGACCUCAUGGAUCAGCAGUUUGAAGAAAUGAGCAACAAACUCAACUCGGUCACUGACCCAACGGGCUUUCUGCGGAUGGUUAGCCGCAAUAACCUCUUUAACAGGAGCUGCCAGAGCAUGACGAGUUUGUUCAGUAACACCAUGUCGCCCAUCAAGGACGGGACCUCCUCCCUUCCCAGGAGGCAGACUUCCUUCGCCAAGCCCCCACUCCGUGCUCUGUAUGACCUGCUCAUCGCACCCAUGGAAGGGGGCCUGAUGCACUCCAGCGGCCCCGUAGGUCGGCACCGGCAACUGGUCCUGGUCCUGGAGGGGGAGCUCUACCUCAUACCCUUCGCCCUCCUGAAGGGAAGCUCCUCCAACGAGUACCUGUAUGAGCGCUUCGCCCUCAUCGCCGUGCCUUCCAUCCGCUCCCUCAGCCCACAGGCCAAGCCUCAUCUAAGGAAGAGCCCACCCGUGUAUUCCAGCUCCACGUCCAUGGCAGCCGUCAUCGGCAACCCCAAGCUCCCAGCGGCAGUGAUGGACAGGUGGCUGUGGGGGCCCAUGCCGUCGGCCGAGGAGGAAGCCUACAUGGUGUCAGAGCUGCUGGGCUGCCAGCCCCUGGUGGGCAGUGUGGCCACCAAGGAGAGGGUCAUGAGCGCCCUGACACAGGCUGAGUGUGUCCACUUUGCCACCCACAUCUCCUGGAAGCUGUCAGCCUUGGUCCUCACGCCCAAUGUGGACGGCAACCCUGCCAGCAGCAAGAGCUCCUUCGGCCACCCCUACACGAUCCCUGAGUCCCUGCGGGUGCAGGAUGAUGCCAGUGACGUGGAGAGCAUCUCAGACUGCCCGCCCCUCCAGGAGCUGCUGCUCACAGCCGCGGACAUCCUGGACCUGCGGCUGCCCGUGAAGCUGGUGGUCCUUGGCUCCUCUCAGGAGUCUAACAGCAAAGUCACGGCUGACGGGGUCAUUGCACUGACGCGGGCCUUCUUAGCUGCUGGCGCACAGUGUGUCCUCGUGUCUCUGUGGCCUGUGCCAGUGGCUGCUUCCAAGAUGUUCAUCCACGCCUUCUACUCGUCCUUGCUGAAUGGCCUAAAGGCCAGCGCCGCCCUGGGGGAGGCCAUGAAGGUGGUGCAGAGCAGCAAGCCCUUCGCACACCCCUCCAACUGGGCAGGUUUCCUGCUCAUUGGGAGUGAUGUAAAGCUGAACAGUCCCUCGUCCCUCAUCGGCCAGGCCCUCACGGAGAUCCUGCAGCACCCAGAGCGCGCGCGGGAUGCCCUGCGAGUACUCCUGCACCUGGUGGAGAAGUCCCUGCAGCGCAUCCAGAGUGGGCAGCGCAAUGCCAUGUACACGUCCCAGCAGAGUGUGGACAACAAAGUAGCUGGCAUCCCUGGCUGGCAGGCUCUCCUCACUGCCGUGGGCUUCCGGCUGGACCCCCCUGCCAGCGGCCUGCCGGCGGCCGUCUUCUUCCCAACCUCUGACCCAGGUGACCGGCUCCAGCAGUGCAGCACCACCAUCCAGUCCCUGCUGGGUUUGCCCAACCCUGCCCUUCAGGCGCUCUGCAAAGUCAUCACUGCGUCGGAGACUGGCGAGCAGCUCAUCAGCCGGGCUGUUAAAAAUAUGGUUGGAAUGCUCCACCAGGUGCUGGUUCAGCUCCAGGCUGGCGAGAAGGAGCAGGACUUUGCAUCAGCACCCAUCCAGGUCUCCAUCAGUGUCCAGUUGUGGCGGCUCCCGGGAUGUCACGAGUUCCUGGCAGCUCUAGGUUUUGACCUCUGUGAAGUUGGUCAGGAGGAAGUGAUUCUGAAAACUGGAAAACAGGCCAACCGACGGACGAUGCACUUCGCGCUCCAGUCCCUGCUGUCCCUCUUUGAUUCUACAGAACUGCCCAAGCGCCUCAGCCUCGACAGCUCGUCCUCCCUCGAGUCUCUGGCAUCAGCUCAGUCCGUUUCCAACACCUUGCCCCUGGGCUACCAGCACCCUCCCUUCUCUCCCACUGGUGCAGACAGCAUCGCCUCGGACGCCAUCUCUGUGUACAGCCUGAGCUCCAUCGCCUCCUCCAUGAGCUUCGUCUCCAAGACUGAGGUUGGGUUAGAAGGUGGAGGCACCAGAGGACGACAGGACUACGACCGGUCCAAAAAUGCUUACCCACAGAGAUCCACCUUGCCUCAGCACCAGUUGUCCCCACAGGCCCGCACUGCAGGCAGCAAAGACGAGGAAGAGUACGAAGGUUUCUCCAUCAUUAGCACUGAGCCUCUGGCAGCCUACCAAGAAAACAGAAAGGCACGGUUCUCACCGGAUCACAGUCAGUCCAGGGUCGGGACAGCUGGAGGUGUUAAAGUUUCUGUCAGCUCCAAGGGGAGCAUCAGCACUCCAAAUUCUCCAGUUAAAAUGACUCUGAUUCCCAGCCCAAACUCUCCCUUCCAGAAGGUUGGAAAACUAGCAAGUUCAGAUACAGGAGAAUCGGACCAGUCUAGCACAGAAACAGAUAGUACCGUGAAAUCCCAAGAAGAAAGCAACCCAAAGCUUGAUCCACAAGAGUUAGCCCAGAAGAUUCUAGAGGAGACGCAGAGUCAUCUCAUUGCAGUAGAGCGUCUUCAGAGGAGUGGCAGUCAAGCGAGCAAGAGUAAUAAUUCAGACGAUGGUGUUUCCGUGCCAAACAGCACUACUGUCUUCAGAGCGUCAGAAACGAGUGCAUUCAGCAGGCCUGUCCUCUCCCAUCAGAAGAGCCAACAAUCACCAGUUACUGUUAAGCCAAAGCCCCCAGCCAGAAGCUCAUCCCUACCCAAGGUGAGCUCAGGAUAUAACAGCCCCACCACCUCGGAGACGUCCAUCAAAGACAGCCGGAGCCAGAACAGUGGCCGGCCCUCACCUGGCUCUGACUCCCAGACUUCCCUCACUGACCAGCCUCUCUUUAAACUGAAGUACCCAAGCUCUCCUUACAGUGCUCACAUUUCCAAGUCCCCAAGGAACAUGUCCCCAAGCUCAGGCCACCAGUCUCCUGCUGGUAGUGCACCAUCCCCAGCUCUCUCCUAUUCUUCAGCCGGUUCGGCUCGUUCGAGUCCAGCAGAUGCACCAGACAUAGACAAACUGAAAAUGGCAGCCAUUGAUGAGAAGGUACAGGCCAUCCAUAACCUGAAGAUGUUUUGGCAGAGCACACCCCAGCACCCCACAGGACCAAUGAAAAUAUUCCGCGGGACCCCUGGAACGAUGACUUCCAAAAGAGAUGUCCUCAGUCUAUUAAAUUUGUCACCUCGGCACAACAAGAAGGAAGGAGUAGUAGAUAAACUUGAACUUAAGGAGCUGUCUUUGCAGCAGCAUGAUGAAGCACCCCCAAAACCCCCUCCCAAUGGACACUGGCAUGCACAGACCACCAGGCUGAGCACACUCCCGCUGCCUGCCGGCACUCCUGCAGCUCCCACUCGCCCUCUGAGACUUCCUUCUGGAAACGGCUACAAGUUUCUGUCCCCGGGAAGAUUUUUUCCUUCCUCCAAAUGCUAAGUGUCUUUUCUACCCACUGAAUCCAAGAGCAGCAGCCCAGAGAGGGUCUCAGUAUUCGCUCUGCCUCCUUGCCUUGCCUGAGUGCACAAGUCACCGCCACGCCACCGUCAGCACCUCCUCGUGAUGGACACCAUCCCCGGUGUCACCACGUCCAAACACUACCAAGCACAUGGCCAGUGGCUCCGUUGCCAGGACUCUGGGCCAGAUUCACCAAAAGCCAGAACUUCUUUGGCGUCGGUACCAGAGGCUCAUGGAAUUUUCUACACACUGCACCAAAUGUUUACCUUUGAACUCCCACUUCUCAUCUCCGAUGUGAUUCUCCAACAGGACUUUUGUACAAAAUGGUCAUGGUUCUGGGGUGGGGAGAGGAAGGGGAGCACGUAUUUUGCUACGAAGUGGAUACGCAGCACCUUUUAUACACAGAAAUACAAAUAGAGCUUUCUUUUUACGGUUUUCAGGUGCUGGUUGGGGUGGCAUAUAUAUAAAAUCUAAGUUGAAAGUGUUAUAUUCGCCAAAAACAGAAUAAUGGUUUUAGAAAAUGCCAAUGAUUUGUUAUUAAAUUGAAGCGGUUGUGGUCUCCUGACAUUGUAACACCACCUAACAAACAAUGCAAUAAUUCAGGCUGAAAUAGUGCUUCCACCCUGAACUCUUCUUCCGUCUCUACAAAUGUCCUUUUGGGCCCUACUGUCAACCAAACUUGAAUUUUUUAAAAAACAUUAACUCUUAUCCAGGCAUCUUAGAACUAUGCAAUUGUGAUUUAGAAUGCAACUUUGUGCUUUUAAAACAUUAUUGACCUUUUUUGUACACAGAUAAACAACUUGGUUUUAUUAUCAAUAGUACUUUGCAUUUAUAGCUAUUAUUUUUAAAAGCUCAAAAGUUUUUUAAAAAUGUCAAAUUUUGAAUAAUCAACAAGUAAUUAUCAAGUUUGGGGGAAAGGCUGAAAUUAUUCAGUUUCCUUAUGAGCAAAAAAUAAUAAAAAAAGAAAAGAAAGAAAGAUAUGUCCACAGCUAACUAGAUUUAACCAGAAUCUAGCCUUCCAGCUCCUCUUCCCUUUUAUUAGCUGCUUAAUUUUGGUCUCUUUUCCUAACCCCAGGCCUCUAACACCUCUUCUAUCUCAAUCCAUUGCCAGGUUCAUACAAUGCCAGCAGCCUCCCCUUAGCUGGGGCUGUCCUCUCAUCAUCCCUGCUGUCUGAAAGAAAGGACCCUCCCCUACCACAGAGGAUUUUCCUAUCCAUAUCCUCAGAUGCGGGUGUGGCCUUCUGCUGGGAUAUACCUCCGAAUUACUGCUCAACAGGGCAAUAGAUACUUAACGAAAAAUGAAGGCAGGCUUUUCCCACGCAAUGAUGGUAUACUUACAUUAUCGCCAGCUGAGACUAGAAAAGGGAAUAGUCUAGUUAGGGGUAACCAUUAAUUUAUUUUAAUAAAGAAUUGAAAUGUGGAAAAUCAAAUUAGUACUAAAGUUUAGUUGGAGAAUUUAAGUAAGCAUCUUUUAAGUAAUUCUAAAAUUCAGAUUCGACCAUUCUCACUGUGAGGGUAUGUCCCACAAAGGUAAUGCAGCCACCUGGCCCGGGACAUGAGGAACUGGCAGGGAGGGGACUGACACCAAGACAGCCAGGUGGAGUUUUAACCUUGGGUGGGCUAUCACUUUAUAAACACACUGACCACUUCACCUGUCUGUUCCUCAGUGUACUCCUCUGAAAGGAGAAUGUUUACUCAAUUUGUGUUUGUCUCCUGAGGUAUGUCAUAGAGCUUUAUGCAUUUAACCCAACAGCCAUGUUGAUGAAAGCAAAUAAGGAUGUCACAUGCCAAUCCUGAUCCCAACACUGGAGGAGAAAUACUUUAUAAAGAAGCAAGCCACUAUGAGGAUGUCUUUAUGUAAGUAAAGACAAAAUACAUGGUAAUAAAAGUACCAGUGAUGCAAAUGAAAGCCACAUUUAUAGCACGGUUCAUUUAAUUUGGAUAGUAAAAUCAGGUCCUCAACAACAAAAACUCAACUGCAAAGUACAUGUCUGAAUCCAUGUGUGGAUAGUUAGGCCCCCCUUUCUCAGCAAGUCUCAGUCUCUUUCCCAAGUGCCAUGGAGCCCUGGAGGAAAGGCCUGGGGUCAGUGCUGUCCCCCCAGCACCCGGACCAUGCCCCAUGGACAUAUCUUCUUGCAGUUUUCAAGCUAGCUGGCAAAACUCAUGGACUCUAACCUGGUUUUAGUCCUAAGUACAUUGUUGUUUUAGGUUUCAUAUUACAGAGCCAAAAUGGUGUAUGUGAUUCUUUUGGGGGGUCCUAGAUAUAAGCUUCAAUGAAGGGAAAAACAAAGAUGAUGACAUAAUAGGACCAACUUGAAAACCACUGUUGAGUCGCCACUUUGUUGUGUUUGCUCAGUGUCAUUCCUGGUGUUUCUGUGAGUGGAAGAGAUGUACAAUCAUAAAAUCAAAGUGAAUUUUUUUAGGCUACGCUGAAAAAGUAUGCAUUUAAAAUUACAUGAGGUUUUGUAAUUCACAGAGAUUUCUUUGUAUAAGUCAGGGGUCAGUAAACCACAGCCCAUGGGCUAAAUCUGGUCAGCUGCCUAGUUUUUUACAGCCCACAAGCUAAGAAUGGUUUUCCCAUUUUUAAAUGGGUACUUAAGUCCCUACAUAAUAUUCUUGAUUUUGCCUCUUGGC
Molecule: messenger RNA, 9922 nt
Organism: Trichechus manatus latirostris (Florida manatee)
Lineage: Eukaryota; Metazoa; Chordata; Mammalia; Sirenia; Trichechidae
Gene: TTC28
Product: tetratricopeptide repeat domain 28
Exons: 23
Coding region: 206-7270 (2354 amino acids)
Molecular function (GO): protein binding
Source: RefSeq, a predicted model, not a curated record